GCACUUGAACGUGUCAUCAAGAAAUUUUUUGUUUGUUUAAUUUUUACCGCGAUAAAAGCCUCCACGUGCUAAAAACAAUAGCAGACUGGUGAUGUCAAUAGAAAUUAGUUACUAUAAAAGCAACCGACUUUGAAGGUAUUGUAUCAGUCACAGUUUUACCCUCAUUUCAAUUCAGUCUUCAGAAAUUUUGAUAGAACUAGGAUUCCGGUAAAGGUUUCAAUGUAUUUCUACAUUGCGUUGCUCAUCGCAGCCAUUGCGGCAACAGCAUCUGCUGUUUAUUACCCACCGUCAGUUCCUUCAUCAGAAGUUGAAGAGUCACAUUAUGCCUACCAAUUGAAGAGCUUCCGGCAAGAACUGGAUGAAUGUGCCGAGUACCUGCAAAUUUCGCCACAAUCCGUGGACAACCUUGUGGCUUACAACUACGUAACGGAUGAUUCGAAUUUGAAGUGUUUAAUUCGAUGUGCCGGUAUUAACGCUGGAUGGUGGGGUGUUGGAGGUAAUUAUUCCGGACUGCACGCCCCUGUUAUCGAAAGCUACUUCCAGCCAGCUUGUGACGAUACCUGUUAUGCUAAACGUACUAAGGAAUGUUUGGAUUCUAAAGUGAUCAAAUGUCAAGACGAUUGCUCUCAGGCAUAUGAAUCGUUCUUGUGCUACUACCACCAGUAUGGAAACCUCAAGAGUUCCGAAGAAUACAUCCCACUGCCGCAGUUGGAUGCCAUCCAGGCUGCCAUUGAUUGUAUACUUAUUCUGCGUACGCCGUCAGAACUGCUUGAGCAAUACAGCCAGGGAGUUUUCCCAGCGGCUCCUGAAACUCAAUGUUUGUACCGUUGCCAAUACAUAGCCGAAGGACUUUACGAUGGAGUUACAAUCAACUUGACUCGUAUCUAUAUUCGUAAUUGGUAUGCGGAAAAUCCAACACCGAUAAAAAGCCCGGAAACUCAGGCAUGUAUAGAUUCUGCAUUGAAUGACAAUGCUUGCAACGAAUGCGCUCGAGUCUACAAAGCUAGUUCUUGCACUGAUAAUUAUGCUAAUCCUCAUCAUACAUCUGCGAUUUUGGAAGCUGCCUCAAAAUUGGUUUUGUCUCAAAAAACUUGCAACGAUGAAGACCUGUCUCCCAGAUACAACGCAGGAACUCCUGAACCAACACCAUGUUCAACACCGGCCCCAACCCCCGCUCCUACUCCAUGUCCAUCAUCAACUUCCACUCCCGCUCCAACUCCCGCUCCUACUCCAGGUUGCAUGUAUAACUGUGGAUCAUAA
Ochlerotatus camptorhynchus is the source of this 1260-nucleotide messenger RNA. RefSeq lists its product as uncharacterized. Gene Ontology annotation, molecular function: odorant binding. Bases 220 to 1260 code for a protein of 346 amino acids. Gene Ontology annotation, biological process: sensory perception of smell. The transcript has a single exon. The record is from RefSeq and is a predicted model, not a curated record. NCBI's taxonomy places the organism in Eukaryota, Metazoa, Arthropoda, Insecta, Diptera, Culicidae.